AUGCCAGAGCCCUCACAAGAAGAUGCUGGCAUCGUCAUGAACAUCCUCGCAGAUGCAGCAGCUGAAGCAGCUGACGUUUCCGGCGCGGAGCAGGUUUUGUUGCAAUUCAGGACGCUGGGGCUGCAGCCAGACCGCUUCACUUACACGGCUGUCAUUAAGGCCUGUGUGGUCGCAGGUGAUGUGGAGCGUGCAGAGAGCCAUUUUGCUUCGAUGAUGCAAGAGGUUCAACCAGACCUGGCGGUGUUUGGCCUCCUGCUGCGGUCCUGCCUCAAAAUGCCAUUAGGGAUGCGUCAGAGGAAAGCUACAAGAUGGUUUCGUUUGAUGUGUGCCAGCUGCCUAUCGGCUUCAGUACUCGAGUACACGCAGCUGCUGCAAGCUCUGGCUGAUGAGCCUGCCACCACCACAUCAAGCCGAAACCAGCAGCACCCAGCGGCAGCAUGUCCACAAGUUGGCGAGCCUCGAGAUUUUGAUGAGCCUAUCCCAGAUGUGGAGAAGGUAUUCCGUGAAAUGCUUGGGAAGGGCAUUCGCCCAACCCGCAUCACAAUCAGAGUUGUCGAGAAGGUGUUGGGGCGUCGGGUCGUGAAGAGAGUGCUUGAGGAAUUAGAUGUAGAUGAGAUGUUAUUGGGUGACUUGUCUGCGGCUGAUUUCCAGAGGCGCCGCGCAUUGGUCGCCCCAAGGGCGCAGGAAUGCGAACGCCAAAAACGCCGCAGUUAUUUGAAGCCGACUCAGACAUUGUUGGCAGCCGACCAAGCAAGAAAUGCGCACUGUCGGCGGGCCGUCUGCGGAUUUGCCCUGCCAAGCAAAGCACAAGUGGAGACUCGACAAUCCGAGCAUGUUCUUGUUGAGGUGAACGUCCCUUUGACCUUGGCCCGUUCGCAUGCCACCGCGCUAAGCGAGGUGCGACUUUGGGCCGGUGCCACAGAUCUGGAAGCCAAGGUGAUGAGCCCGAAUGCAACUGCAGAGCAGCAUCGCGGAAGUGUCGUGAUUCCGCGCUUUCGACCUAUGUGUCAAGGGCGGACACCAUUGAAAGCAAAUGACCUGGUGUACUUUCCGAAGGUCAUGAGCCCCGUGCCUAAGAAGCGCUUACCAGUGCAACAGAAGGAGGAAACUCCCGGAUGGUUGCUCAGACGAAUUAUCUACAAGGACACCGACUUCCUGGUCUUGGACAAACCUUCUGGGUGGUCCGUCGCUCCAGGCAAGCAUGUCGGUGGAAUGCACUUGCUGAGAUUGCUGCCCAGCCUCCAGUUCGGAAUGGAGGAGCCACCACGGCUGGUCCACCGCCUGAGCACGGAGAUGAGCGGUGUGCUGCUGCUUGCGCGGCACAAGGCUGCGGCAUCUUUCGCCAAAGACAUGGUGGCACAACGCUCUUUCUGGAAGCGAGAGCUAUGGGCUGUCGUUUGUGGACGCACCCCCAAAUCAGGGCAAGUCUCCAUGCCUUUAGCUUUGGAAAGGCUCGGCAAAGGUUCCGUUGCGAAACCUGUCCGAGAAGACGACGGUGGCCUGCCUGCCAUGACUGAAUAUUCUUCGGUCUUGUAUUCUCCGCUCGCUGGUGGCUUGACUCUCCUGUCCAUGAACCCAUAUAGCGGACGGUAUCACCAGACACGCGCGCACUGUGCCUUUGGGCUGCGUGCACCCAUGGUGGGCGACCCGGUUUAUUAUCAGAUGUCCAACGAGCUUUCCACGGUCUCCGACUUCAAAGUGAAGUACCACUCUGCCGAGGCACGGCGCGAACGUGCCGAGCUCUUGGGCGCGCAGCCCCGCUUGCAUCUGCACAGCCGACAGCUGACCAUCAAGACGUUUGCUGGAAAGGAAGUGACAGUUACCGCGCCGCUCCCGACACACAUGUCCACAACUUUCCAUGCUCUUGGAUGGUCUGGGUGGCUGAGGCGUGCUGAGCGACGGGCCGCUUUGGAAAGUGCGUGGCGGGCCGAAGAGGACCCGCAUGUCAUUGAAGCCCUGGCGCAGGCCCGUAUCGAGCACGAGCGACGCGAGAAUGGCCCAACGACGCCCGGCGGCUCUGCGGCCACAGCGCAGGAGGAGGAAGAGGAGGAAGAGGAAGAGGAGCCCACAGAGUCUUCGGUGCCAGAGCCCAACUCCUCCAUCGAGUUCCCGGCUAGUCCACGCGGUCGCAGGUCGCGAAGAAAAACUUGA
Messenger RNA from Symbiodinium sp. CCMP2456, 2151 nucleotides. The record is from the annotation of a GenBank genome assembly. NCBI's taxonomy places the organism in Eukaryota, Dinophyceae, Suessiales, Symbiodiniaceae.